Molecule: messenger RNA, 561 nt
Organism: Didymodactylos carnosus
Lineage: Eukaryota; Metazoa; Rotifera; Eurotatoria; Philodinida; Philodinidae
Source: the annotation of a GenBank genome assembly
AUGGCAGCGGAUGUCUGUUGUCAAUGCAUCGUUGAAAUUCACGUACGUCAUAUUGGAGCACCGGGUCGUUGCAAUGAUGCGUAUGUGUAUAAUCAAUCAACGUUAGCCGCUUACAUUCAACAACCGUUAUUUACGCGAUCAAUCAAAACAAUUGAAAAGACGAAUGUACCGGCACAUUUACUUGGAGACAGCGCAUUCCCAUUGUCGGCGAAUUUAAUGAAACCGUACACAAUCCACCCAAAUAUGCCUCAGUAUCAGACACGAUUUAACUAUCGUUUAUCCCGUACGCGAAAUGUAGUCGAACGAGCGUUUGGUCAGUUAAAAAAUCGUUUUUGGUUAUUACAUAGAAAAAUAGAGUGUGAUAUUGACAACGUCGCAAACAUCAUCAAAACAGCUGUUAUUUUACAUAAUUUUUGUGCCGAUAUUCGUGAUAAUGUUGAAGUUGAGUGGGAUGUUUCCCAACCCUUAUACAAAAAACCGAACUGUACGACAAUAACAAACAAUGUCACACAAAUUCGUCAAGCACUGGCAACACACUUCCAAAACAAUCCCCUUCAUUGA